Anolis carolinensis (green anole) is the source of this 3542-nucleotide messenger RNA. It is a transcript of the gene cdc42ep4, whose product is annotated as CDC42 effector protein 4. Gene Ontology annotation, molecular function: small GTPase binding. Gene Ontology annotation, biological process: positive regulation of pseudopodium assembly; regulation of cell shape; positive regulation of actin filament polymerization. Gene Ontology annotation, cellular component: membrane; cytoplasm. Bases 568 to 1593 code for a protein of 341 amino acids. The transcript is spliced from 2 exons. The record is from RefSeq and is a predicted model, not a curated record. Lineage: Eukaryota; Metazoa; Chordata; Lepidosauria; Squamata; Anolidae.
GGAAUGGUUGUCUCUGAGUUGCACAGGUAUUCCGUCCCUCCGGUUUGGGGCUUGGCGUCCCCGUCCCGUCCCCCCGCUUCGGAAAGACUAUCGAGGCUGUUCCAUUGUCUCGGGAAAAAGCGGGUGUAUCCCUUUAAAACCCGGUGGGUGGACGUUCUAGCUGGUUAGCGGAGUGCUGCAGUUGGGCGCGCGUGUGUGUCUUGGCGCGUUGGGCAAGUUAAAAAGGAAGUCCCGGAGGAGAGGAAAAUCCCCGCAUUUGCCAAGGAGGAAGAGAGGGGCUUUCAUUUCCCGGGAGCCUCGGAACAAAGGAGCAGCCUGCAACUGUCCUUUUUGGAAGGAAGGCGUGGGAAACUCCUGCCCCAGUGGGGCUGCUGGCUGGCCUGCUCGCAGCUUGGAAGGCGGUUUUGAAAUGGAAGUGUCUCUAAGGAGAUGGGACUACUUGAAAGCCAGUAAGAUUUGAAGCUUAUUUCUAAAAUUCCGUCAAUAUAACUUGACCUCUUUGGACCAGAAAGGAAUUUCAUUUCCCACUUUAACUGCUAAGCAUAGGAACUCACAUUUGUUGCAAAAAUGCCUAUUUUGAAGCAGCUAGUAACUAAUUCCGCUAAUUCCAAGCGCCGCUCUAGGGCGGAUCUGACAACUGAGAUGAUCAGUGCUCCCCUUGGAGACUUCCGUCACACCAUGCAUGUUGGCCGGGCUGGUGAUGCCUUUGGAGAUACCUCCUUUCUCAAUAGCAAGGCUGGGGAGGGUGAGCAGGAAGCCUCGGAGGAGACAACUUCUUCCUCCAAACCCGGCCUGCUGUCACGAAAGUUUCGAAGCAGCAAACGGUCUCAAUCUGUAACGCGUGGCGAUCGACGGGACAUGUUGGGAUCUCUGAGGGAUUCAGCCAUCUUUGUAAAGAAUGCAGUCUCAUUACCUCAGCUCACUGAGAAGGAAACAGAUAAGAGUGGUGGGAAAAAGAUGCCCAAGAGCCUCUCCUCCAGCCCAGUCAAGAAAUCUCCUGAAGAGCAGACACCUGAAGAGAAACACAUGAAUGGUGCUGCUGCAGGUCCCAGCUCUGGGCUGCACAGCCCUGCGUUGGCAGAGCGAGCCUUUGGCGACAUAACUGACUUGCCUUUGGUGGUCCCCAAGAACAAUUGUGGUUUAAAGCAUGCCGAGUCCAUCAUGUCUUUCCAUAUUGAUUUGGGGCCUUCCAUGUUGGGGGAUAUCUUGAGCAUCAUGGACAAGGACCCUUGGGAGCAAGAGGAUUCUGGUUAUCAUGGGGCAGAGGAUCAUCAAAGGGAAGCAGGCCCUGCAGAAGGGUCACCAGCCCACUGGCUUAGCCAAGAAUGCAGGCUUGCUCAGGGUUCCUUGGCUCAGCGGGAUGACAGCAGAGCGGCAACCUACAGUCCAGGCUCUGCCCGUAGUGUGACAAGCCGUCUGACUAUGGACAGCAGUUCCAUCUCCAGUUGUACAUCAGUGGGAGAUGAACAGCGUUCAGCCUCCAGAGGACAAAACCACAGUGUUCCAGAUGAUACCAGGCGUGAUGACCCACUGAAACAGCCUGACAAGGAAUUCUGCUUCAUGGAUGAGGAAGAUGAUGAGAUAAGAGUAUAAGGAAGGUGGUGCCAUCCACAUUGAUUCAUUUACGUUAGGAAAGAGCAACUGGCAUCUGAUUCUGGAAAAAUAGUACUGCCGAAAAAGUGACUGAAUCCUUUUGCCAGCAUUCUCAGUCUUCACUUUUCAGGCUCUCCUCCCUGUUGUUCUCUUAAGCAGACUGCUGCAGAAAGGGAGGGGGACAUGAAUCAAACUGAAACACGUUUAAAUAAUUUCUUAUGUUUAAAAUAACCCUUUCCCCAUUAUUCUGGUGAUAGUGAAAUGAGAUCACUUAAGAAAAUUUGGAAAGACGUUAUUUCCAAGAGAGAACUUGCCACUAGAUUGGAACUUAAAAGAUAACAGAACAGAUUUUGAUUAACUUAUCUGCUAUAUUUUAUAGCAAUAUACAGCUGAACACUAGAACAAAGCUCAAAAGCACUAGUUUUCCUAUUAAUAUAUUUCCAACUUUUGCAUUUGUUCUAGCACUCAAAGGGCGAGGGUUUUUUUUUCCUAUUACCAAUACUAUUCUGGUCUUGGCACAACAUUGGAAGAUGUUGCAUCUUCGUAGAGAGCAAAAACACAGAGGAGCUUGAAAAAAGAUUCUCUAAUUCUUUAUGCUCAGAAGCUAACAAUUCCUUUCCUGUGGGCAGGCCUCUGGGAAGAUCUACGGACAUGCCUGGGAUAAACAUUUCUUACUCUUGCUUUUUUUAAACCGGAGCUGAUUAAAACUCUUUAGACCACAGAUUGUGGGGAGUGGGAAGUUCAGUUGUCCCUUUCACAUCAGGGCCCUUAAAGGCAAUGGAAGAAAAAAGUUGUAAAGAUGCUAAUAUUUCCUUACAGCAUAUACUUUUCCUACUCCUAAAAUGUGUCAUCCUUGACAUUGGUAACUUGGGUUAUCUCUUUGUAGUGGAAUAUUCUUGAAGACACUUUGCUUGUAUGAAGACUGUUUGGAAUUCCCUGAUGGAAGGGAGAUGGAUUCUAAGAGUGGCAGCAAUAACCAGCCUAGCUACCCCAUCCCAAAGUACAGAAAAACCCUGACUCCCUGACUUCACUCUUUCCAGGCUCUCCCCUUGUAAACAGGCAGACUGGAAGUCCUGAGAUUUGUUUGUAUCUCUGGGAUAAUCACUGGGGCACUGCUAAAUGAUGUGGCUCACUUACACAUCUACAGCCAUAGACUGAAAACAAUACAGCCCCAUCUUCUCUUAGCUGAGACUUGAGAAUGUCAGCUGGGCUGCCUGAAGCACAAAGAGCUUGGCGCUCCCUGUUCUAGGAACAAUAGAGGGACCACAUUGCUCAUUUCUCUCCCUUAAAACUUUUUAGCAUCCUUAAUGUCUAGUGCAUUAAGGAGGUGCUCCUGCGUUCCUAUAUCCUAAUGCCCUAUCCUUUAUUUUAUUUUAUUGGCCUUGCUUUACGUUUUGCUGGGCAUUAAACACUAACUUUUGCCUUAUUUUUGUUUUCUUUUUUCUUUUAGCCUUUUGUCCAUACUGUAUAUUAGACCUGCUCACCCCUUUGGGAGUAGCCUUUCUCCCUUCACUGGGGUUGUGAUUUUCGUUGUGUGUAUACAGGUGUUUGUUUAGUGCAUCUGAUGGAGGACUUUUAAAAGUGGAUUCUUGUUUUUAAAAUGCAAAGAAAUUAAAGUAUAGUGAAGAGAAAAGCAUUCCCUGAAAUGUUCUGAGAAAUUUUUGUUUUACAUUUAAUGUGUGUGUUGUCUUUCUGCAGGCAAAGGGCCAAAGGCAGAGGAUUAAUUGUAUAAACUCAGUAUUCAGUCAGAAUUGCAAACUCCUGAACAAUAUCACCCCACUUACUGACUUUCAUUUCACUGGAAGUGUAAUCUUUGGAACCUGUAUGUCUGUUAAUCCAACGCAGCAAUGGUUCUUGUAACCCCCUCCCCCUCCCCAAGUUCCAUAGAAGGCUAUGGUGUUUACUUUGCAGGAAGUUGGAAUUAAAUAAAGAAUGGUCAUCUUGUCUCA